AUGGCUCUGUUCCUCAAAAUCACAGAGUGCUUACAUAGAGACAUUUUUUACAAUGAUGGGGAGGUUUUUAAAACAUCUCCAUGUCAGACCUGCACCUGCAGACAAGGCAGUGUUGCAUGCUUUAGACAAGAGUGCCCUGCAGUGACUUGUGAGAACCCUGUCACACCUCGGGGACAGUGCUGUCCAGCUUGUGAUUUAGGUACUCCUUUGUUCCAUUUAGUUCUAAAUUAA
This is a messenger RNA of Lymnaea stagnalis (great pond snail), 231 nucleotides long. The record is from the annotation of a GenBank genome assembly. Lineage: Eukaryota; Metazoa; Mollusca; Gastropoda; Lymnaeidae.